AUGUACACACUCUCUGCGCCUGAGAAGCCGGCUUUGUAUACGCGUCUGGUGUUUAUAGCUCCUUGGCAAAUCCUGUUCUCUGUAAUUCGAGUGUUGGUCAUCACUCAAAUUCGACGGAUCCCAGCGUCUUUGUUCCUCGUGUCUGCCAUUCUAAAGGUUGUCCUAGGGACUCUCUCCUCGCGUCAAAUCCAGCACUUGUCCCCUUCUACAAGAGAAACAUACAAGUUGUGGAUACAGAAGAAGAAAGCAGCGGAAACUGACCUAGCCACGACGAAUAUGCUUUCUUAUGAUAUAGAAUUCUUGGAGUCUGAUGCAACACUUCUAUGGGUCGGAAGUCGCCAUGUGGCUAAAAAGGUCGACCUGUUCUUUCAUGGCGGAGGAUAUGUUGCGCCAUUACUCCCCGGCCAUUUGGAAUGGUGUUGGAGGACGUAUGUAGCUGCAGGCCGGGAGACGGACACCGAAGUGGCAGUGGCUGUUUUGGAAUAUCAACUGUGUCCUGGCGCAAAGUACCCCGAGCAACUGCGCCAGGCCGUAACAGCCCUUUCACAUAUCUUAGGUCGAAACUUCCACCCAAGAAAUGUUAUUAUCGGCGGGGAUUCGGCAGGCGGGAAUCUGGCCGCGCAGGUACUCUGCCAUCUUGUUGAGCCACAUCCAUCAAUCCCGGAAUUGGUCAUAUCUGAGCCUCUGGGAGGUGCAUUUCUCGUGUCUCCGUGGCUGAGCCAAUCUACGAGGGAUCCUUCAUUCUUUAAGAAUUCAUCGAUCGACAUACUUUCGGCGAAAACGGUGGACAAAUCAACAAGAGAGCUAUUUCCAAACGGACAUGGCUAUCUAAGCAAGUUUGCUUUUCCCCUUGACCGGGAUAGGGUCUGGCUGAAAAGACUUGGUUCAGUCUUAAGUCAUAUGUACGUUACGGUGGGAAGUCACGAGGUGUUCCUGAAUCAAGUGGAAGUAUUUGUUGAUGAGUUACGGCGCGCGGAGUGUAUGUCGUCACUACAGUUUGACUUGCAGACAAGACAGGCGCGUGACUUUAUCUUGCUUGAGAGCCAGAGAAAUGAUGAUGGGGAAUGUAUUCAGUCUAUGAGAACAUGGAUGAGAGAAUGGUUGAUGAAGAAGAUUUGA
Clonostachys rhizophaga is the source of this 1119-nucleotide messenger RNA. The record is from the annotation of a GenBank genome assembly. NCBI's taxonomy places the organism in Eukaryota, Fungi, Ascomycota, Sordariomycetes, Hypocreales, Bionectriaceae.